AUGGCUAUCAAGGUUUAUAUGACCAAUAUUGCUGGUAAUCAAUUAACAGUUGGUAAUCAACGAAAAUUAAAACAUAUUCUUGAUACAAAUAAAAUUUCUUAUAUUGAUAUUGAUGUUAGUGAUCCAAAGAAUAGUAAUGAAAAAGAAUUUUUACAACGAAUGUUAGCUGCAUCAAAUAAAAAAAUGAGUUUACCACAAAUAUUUAAUGAUGAAGAAUAUUGCUGUGAUUUUGAUGGUUUAUUAUCAGCAGUUGAAUCAUGUUCACUUAAAGAAAUAUUAAAAUUAGAUACUUAA
Messenger RNA from Adineta steineri, 294 nucleotides. The record is from the annotation of a GenBank genome assembly. Lineage: Eukaryota; Metazoa; Rotifera; Eurotatoria; Adinetida; Adinetidae.